AGCUGCGAUUGUCUAUCGAGCUCAUUUACAGCAUGAAAACAAAUUCGUGCCCCGAGCCAUUUCACCAAUAUUUGUAUUCAAUUCUACAUCGGAGUAACCUUGAGCAUUAUAAUAAUUAUGGUUCAGCUGAUAAUGUGACGAAAACAUCGCAUCGUGUGCAAGAAAACGAACUGCCAUCACUGACCUUUACUUUCAACGUGCACCCGCACAGCAAUUCAAUCUCAGAGAUUCUCCCCAAUGAAUUUGGGGAGCCUCUAGGGUGGCGGGCGUGUGUGUUCAUUCAAUGAAUGAAAGAAUUGCGCGCCUGUAAAAUUCUCUCGCGCGCCACUAUCUGGUUGUAUGUAAGACCGGUAAGACGCCCCAUUGGUGCCGGUCUCACAUGAAAGCGUCCGCUCUUUGAUUCAUCACUUCUCGCACUGUGCUGAUGUGCUCCCACGACGACGCGACGCCCCAGCAGCGCAGCACGCGGUGGAUCCUCAUUCAUCUCGAAAUGACGACAGAGCCACGGGGAGCUGGGGACAAUGACGGUGGGAGGACACAACGAUUUUAGUAAACAACGCCAACCACCCCUGUCUGCCAUCGCAUCGGUCGUCGCGAUGCUCAUCAACCAUCAUCGAGUGAGCGUCGCUUAGUGCACCAACGCUUCUUAGCUAGCUGUUUGUUGGGUUGGUUGGGAUUGGGAUUGCCAUCCGUCGACAGACGCUAGUUUAGUCAGUCAUCGUUUGGUGCCGAAGCCGACCGGUCGUAUAGUUCAGUUCGUUCGUUGAAUAAUCGCGCGUUGAAAUUGGCGUUUGGUGCUGUGAGGAUCAGUAGACACAUGCCAGGACACAGUGCCGCGUGUGCCAAACUGACUGUGUAGGCACAUUUUGCUUAGUGGUUUAUUGCUUUCAAUGCAUCGGAAUGUUAUCUAUGAAUGGAUUGUGAUAGUAAAUAUGAUGAUUUGUUGGAAUAUAGUAUUGAAGUAAUCAUCCCGUCAUCGUAAUGAAGUGAAGAAAUGCUCAUCAAUUAGGCUGUAAAGCGUUGCUGUGAAGAAGUUUGAAAUGUUACAAACAGUGUUAAUUGUGAUACAAAGUGGUACAAAAAGAAGCCAACCAUGCAUUACGUGUUGUCCCAUAGUAGCAAUAAGUGUGAAUCCCUGAUACCGAAAAGUGUAGUGUGCUAAGUCCUAAUUAAAAAUCAAAUCAUGCUCAAGUCGAAACGUGCGUUGGUGCUAUCAGUGAUAUCAUUGCUCAGCUCGUUGAUCUGUUCAGUUCAAAGCGAAAACCGUACCUCAACUACAAGAAGCUCCAACAAUGCGGACAGCAGUCAUUACAAGUACAACCAUUCUUCAAUCUUCAAUAACAUCAGCCGAAGUGGCAACAGUGGCAGCAAUGCCAUCGAGCAUAAUAAUCCCAUUGCGACAAAUGACCUCCACAGCAGAAAUCCUCCAGUUUCGGAUUCAUCCAACGAUAAGACUGCCUACCAGUACGCAAUAAAUGACAACGAUUCCAGCGAAGCGCCCACCAUUGCGUCCCAUCCACACUUCAGUACCCCAUUGUCAGUCGAGCAUGGCCCCAACGUGGCAAACUCCGUCUUCAACGGUGGAGCUCCGGAAGGUUCUCGACCCGACACCAGACUAUCAUCAUAUCAUAAGAAGACUGCUGUGCGGUCUGUAUCCACCGAGCCCAAUCACCAGCAACCGCACCUUAAAUUCGCAAUUCUUCUGCCCGAGCACGGCCGAAGCCGAGAUUCUCGCAUCCUGUCGACGGUGCGACCCGUCAUCGAGAUGGCCACCAACCUGGUCACCGGUCCGGAUGGCGUUCUGCACAACUUGAAAAUCGAAAUCGACUACCGGGACACGCAAUGUUCGUCGACCUACGGGGCACUCGGGGCGUUCGACAUUUUGCUAAAACGAAAACCAGACGUCUUCCUCGGGCCGAUUUGCGAUUACGUGAUUGCCCCGAUCGCGCGGUACAACGCGGUCUGGGGCAUCCCGAUACUGACCACCGGAGGCCUGGCGGAUGCAUUCACCAUCAAGUCGCAGAACUACCCGACGCUGACUCGGAUGAUGGGCAGCUACAGCGAUCCGGGCCUGGCGCUGCGGGAAAUGUACCGUCACUUCAACUGGACCAUCCAGGCCUUCAUCUACCAUGACAACGACGAGAAGCGCGGCAUGGGCCACUCGGACUGCUCGAUGGCAAUACUGUCCAUCUUUCGGGUUCUCAACACGACGGAGUACUUUUCGCACAGUUUCGACGAAACCGAAACCGAUUACAAGGGAUACUUGCGGAUACUGGAGGAAACCAAGCGGAAAGCAAGAAGUAAGUGCUUUUUCAAGUUUCUAUUUCAGUUUUCAGUUGAAUGUUUGGCCCUCGCACAAAGUGAUUAAUUGCCAAUUAAACGGUAUCCGAACGGUUUAAUCCGGGGCUGAUGGUGGCGACAAAAUGGGAUGAUUGUUUCCGUGAAAUGCGAAAAUCAUCACAGAACGCAAUCUAUCGUCACUCAAUAUAAGCUGAUUGACGUUAGCCGUCGCCGGAUGGAAAUUUCUAUUCCGGUGAAGCGUUCUGCGGAUUAGCGGAGAUUAUCCGCUGUGGAAAAUAGAGUCAAUUUCAAUGGAUCAUUUUCCAGACUUCCCAUGUACUCGUCAAAGCGUUUAUUUCUUUCA
Molecule: messenger RNA, 2644 nt
Organism: Aedes albopictus (Asian tiger mosquito)
Lineage: Eukaryota; Metazoa; Arthropoda; Insecta; Diptera; Culicidae
Product: atrial natriuretic peptide receptor 3-like
Exons: 3
Coding region: 1184-2368 (394 amino acids)
Biological process (GO): signal transduction
Molecular function (GO): signaling receptor activity; peptide hormone binding
Source: RefSeq, a predicted model, not a curated record